CGGGAGCUGAGGGGCACGCGCGCGGCCGCGCGGCGUCUGCGUGACGUGUGUGAUGACGUCAGAUAUACGUCAGGGAGCAUGGACGACGACAUGCCCGGUGUCCCGGCCGGCCCGGUGACGUCACGAGUGCCCGGGGGGGCACAGCCAGGGAGGGGUGACAGUGCCAGGGUGACGCUCCCCUGCCGCCCCAGGGGCCGCCAUGGCUGCUGCCCCCCAGGGCCGCCCACAGCGCCCGGAGCAGCGGCGAGCCGCCGACAUCAUCCGCCUGCUGACGCUCUACCGGCCCCUGCUCGACGCCUUCGUCAUUGAUUUCUUCACCGAGGACCUGUGGGCACAGCUGCCCGCAGCCUGGCAGCCCGCCCUGGCCAGUGCCACCCCCGUGCAGCUGGCCGGGCUCCUGGGGGGCCGUGGGGGCCCGGGGGCUGCCUGGCCCCUGUCCCUGCUGGCCUUUGCCGCCGCUGCCCGCGCCCUGGCCUUCCCUCGGGGCUGCCCGUGCCCCCCGUGCCCGCCGUGCCAGAGCUCCCGGCUGCACCCGCUGCUGCGCCGCCACGUCAAGCCCAAGAAGCAGCACGAGAUCCAGCGCCUGGGCAAGCUGCUGCGGCGGCUGAGCCGCGCCACCGGCUGCCAGCGCGUGGUGGACGUUGGAGCGGGGCAGGGCCACCUGUCCCGGUUCCUGGCCUUCGGCCUGGGGCUGGGGGUCACCGCAGUGGAGAGCGACGGGCGCCUGGUGGGCCUGGCCGAGCGCUUCGACCAGGAGCUGCUGCGGGAGCUGGGCAAGAGCAGGGCGCUGGCACACAGGGGGCACCCCCUCACCCCCCGUGCCCCCCAGCACAUCGCCGGCCGCCUGGACCCCGCAGCUCCCUGGGGGGAGUUCCUGCUGCCCCCCGACCCCCCAGGACCCGGCCCAGCUGCCCGGAACCCGCUGGGGGGCCCGGGGGGCUCUGAGGACGGGGGGAGGGUGUUGGUGACAGGGCUCCACGCCUGCGGGGACCUCAGCCCUGCCCUGCUGUGCCACUUCGCCCGCAGCCCCGCCGUGGCUGCCGUGGCCUUGGUGGGCUGCUGCUACAUGAAGCUGUCGACAGCCCCGCAGCAGCCCCCUGGCUACCCCCUGAGCGCCUCGGUGGCGGCGUUGCCGGGCCACCAGCUGUCCUACCGGGCACGGGAGGCCGCGUGCCACGCUCUGGAGGAGUACCAGGGGCGGCUGCGCGGGGGCAGCGCCCACCUGCGUGCCCACUGCUACCGCGCCGUGCUCGAGAGCCUGAUCCGCGCCGCCGACCCCGGCAAGAGGCACCUGGGCCUGCAGCCGGGCAGGAAGGCACACACCCUCAGCUUCCCCCAAUACGCCCAGCUGGGGCUGUCCCUGGCAGGCCUGGACCCAGCGGGGGUCCCGCUGGACUCGGGGGCUGUGGGGGCCAUGCUGGAGCAGCAGCACAAGGUGGUGGCAUUCUGCACCCUGGGGCAGCUUCUGGCACCUGCCGUGGAGACCCUCAUCCUGCUCGACCGCCUGCUCUACCUGCGGGAGCAAGGUUUCCACUGUGCCCUCGUGCCCCUCUUCAACCCCCGGUUCUCCCCGCGGAACCUGGUGCUGGUGGCCGCACGCACCCCGCUGGCCACAGCGCUGGCCAAGGACGCUGAGGAUGGGCACAGCAGCGAGGAUGAGGAUCUGGAGGAAGCAGAGUCCCCCAGGGAGGGGCAGAACCCACAAUAAACCCAGGAUU
This is a messenger RNA of Pyrgilauda ruficollis (rufous-necked snowfinch), 1718 nucleotides long. It is a transcript of the gene METTL25B, whose product is annotated as methyltransferase like 25B. Gene Ontology annotation, molecular function: rRNA (adenine-N6,N6-)-dimethyltransferase activity. The record is from RefSeq and is a predicted model, not a curated record. The transcript is spliced from 7 exons. Gene Ontology annotation, biological process: rRNA modification. The coding region runs from base 200 to 1708 and encodes 502 amino acids. NCBI's taxonomy places the organism in Eukaryota, Metazoa, Chordata, Aves, Passeriformes, Passeridae.